GGAACUAAACCACAGACCCUGGGAAGACAGAAGUUUGCUUGCCAGUAGUGUUUGUUUUUAGUUUACGCCAUCUGAACUCGUUCAGAUUUUCUUUAUUUCUGGCAAACUGUCGGAUUGAAGAGAUAUGGCUUGAGGCCAGUGUUGAGGGCUUUUGUCAUUUUUGGAGGAGUAUUUUAACUAUGAAUAGAUCUUUGAGUUUACGAGUACCUAGAAGACAUGGCAAUCAUCUGUACAGUUAUGCAGUGGAAGCAGGGGCGCUCCCCGGAAAGGUGAAGAAGGGGAAGAUGAAAACAAAGUUGGGAAGCAGGAAAGCUUUUAGUUUAGAGGAAAACCAACUUGAGCUUCAACAGCAGUCCAAGAGCCUGAGCCGGCAGGUCCCGCCCAGGUCUCACACUCUUGAUGUUGACAGACCUUUGGAAAGAAGUGAGAGCAUCAACUCUAGAAGUAGUUUUAUAAAGCACAACAAAACAUUCCACAAACUCUUCCCAGAACUCCCAGAAAGUGAGGACUUACUACAUGCCUACAUCUGUGCCCUGCAAAAGGAGGUGCCUUAUCAUGGUCGUCUAUACAUCACUGGCAGUAAUGUCUGCUUCUACUCCUCUGUGCUGCGAAAGGACACCAAGGUGAUUAUUCCCGUGUCCAAUGUAAAUAUUCUUAAGAAGCAGAACACUGCGUUGCUCGUGCCAAAUGCCAUUUCUAUCAGAACCACUGAAGGAGAAAAGUAUUUAUUUGUGUCCUUACGGAAUAGAGAAGGAUGCUACAAGCUGCUACGAUCAGUUUGCCCUCAGAUAGAGGAAGGAAGUGCCAACAGCAGUCCUCUCUUCUCAUCAGCUGAGAACAGCUUCGAUCAAGUCAAACUGGUGCAGAACUCCAGUCAGUCCAGUCUUGAUGACUCUUAUGAGGUGGAUGGAGGACGUGUCACUCCCCAGUUGGAACUUUCUGCAUCUAGACUAACAAAAGAAAGUAGUGCUGUUGGAACCCACUCCACUACAAAGAGCGCUUUACAAGAGCAAGACGACACCUCCACCGAAGAAUACAAUGGAAGUUCAUGGGUUUGGAAUGUGACGGAGAGGGCUCGAUCUCUCCUCAUCCAAAGAGAUGUGAGCAGCCUCAACACACUUCUCCUUAUCUACCUGAUCCUGGUGUUUCUCCUCCUGUUAUCUUCUGGCUAUAUCGGCCUGCGAAUUGUGGCCUUAGAAGAACAGCUGACUUCCCUAGGGGCCCUACCUGAAUUUACCCUACAGAGCAGGUACAAAGAAACAUAGCCCAACACCACCGAAGAGAUUUAUUCCAUCAAGUUUGGCUUUUGUGAAAAGUACCAAAAACGAAUCACGUUGGAUCUCUUGUUCUUGAAGAUCCCCUAUCUGCCCACAGAGAAAGUUGUGAAGGAACUUUAGUUGCAUACUCGCCAGUUCCCCAGUAGUAAAUCAUGUCUGACUUUGUUCCAAGAUAACAACCAGAAGGCAAACAGUUAUGGGAAGGUGAUCGUUUUGACAAGAAACGGGCAUGAUUUGACUUGUGAUUGUGUUAAGGUAACCAAAACCACCUUAAACAACCAAAGACAACUGAUUUGUUUCUAAAUGGUGUCAAAAAAUCAGCAAAGGAGCCAAACAGUUCUACUAUGGGAAAACAUUUCACCAGUUUUUAUGUUCAAUAUUUGAGUUUCGUCUUGACCCAUUUGUACACUCCUGUUGUAUGUGUUGGAACUUUUACGACCAUCAAAACAUCAAACUGUCACUGUAGUUUAACGAAUUACUUUGUUACAUUUUUCAAAUUUCCAUUUUUUGUUUAUCAAUUCUUGUUUUGCGGUAGGCGCAUCUUUCAGACAAAAAUGUUAAAUUUUUCAUCUUCCUCUAGUGAAAGUUGUUUUUCAUUCGUCUUUGAUUCUUCGUGGUUGCUAUAUUAAACCUGGUUUAGCACGAUAUUUAAAAAAGAGCUAAUCUAACUUGCCAACCCUUAAUAUUACUGUAUGUAUACAUCUAUGCAUAAAAAAAUUGCUCAAAUCAGGUAGUUAAAGAGUUUGUUUUUUGUUUGUCUUUUUUAUACUCGGGAAGAUGUAGUCCGCCAUGCUAGUCUCUUCCAAAUCCCAACUGUUCUAACCCAUUAAAAAAAAAAGAAUGAAAAAAAAUGCAUUUUGACUAUAUUGCAUAGAUGCAAAUCUCAGUGCUUCAAACACGGGACGUUUUUUUACAGCUAAAAUGGUUUAUUGCAUGUUAGCGCCAACCAAAAGGACCGUUUCCAUUCAGGACUUAUAAUGAGACUGAUUGCGAUACUUUAGUCAUAUUUAGCGAUAUAAUGAAAAUGGUCCAAAAUAUGCAUGAUUUUUACGUGUAUGUGUGUUCUAAAUAUGUUGCAAUUUGUUUAAAGAGACUGCGUGUAAAAGAGUGAGAAGUGUAGAUGUUUGUGAUUAAUAGAGUGCACUUUAAAGUGUAGAGACUGUCCAAAAGGAGGCGCUAUAUUGCAUGGAGUGGAUGAAGAAGGCAUUCUAUUGAUGUCGUUUUGUUGUGGGGUAUUAGAUGGUGCUAAGACGUCUCACUCAGGGCUGGGACUAACCUCCAAUUUGCAAUGCAUUGCGUGUCAGUUUUGGCAUCUUGGUCCUCUUGGCAGACCUGAUCUGCUGUUUUUCAUGGUUCGUAAAUCCUUCAGCCGUUCGGAAUGCAUAUCGUAACGUUUGGAAUGAACACCCACAUGAACCUGCCAAGAUAAUUACACAGAACUGUCUGUUUGCCUUGGCAUUAAUUAUGUCCAGUUUCCAAACAAUGACAUCAAUGCAUGUCGACAUAGAUCUGUGGAUUUCACAUUUUAUAAGGCAGUUGCCCUACAAAACAGAGAUUCCUGAUGUCCUGAUCUAAACAAACGAAGGGGAUUCAAUUAAAAAUGAUUUGCACAUAGCAUGUCGAAGCAUUGCAUUUCAACUCAACGCUGGGACCGCGCAGCCUCAAAGUCUGUUUAACAGCUGUCUAAUAACCACAAUGCAAGGAUCCCAACUUUUUAUAAUUUGUUUAUAUUGCACUAUUGAAGUGUUAUACUUGUUGUUUUUGUAUCAAUUUGUCAGUAAAAAAUCUAAUUUUGUCUAUUUAUUGCAUAAUGUGUAUUUCAAAGUGGUCUCUGUGAGACUGGCUUUGGCAUUGUUUGAAUAAAUCAAGUGCUAAGGAAA
Messenger RNA from Myxocyprinus asiaticus (Chinese sucker), 3157 nucleotides. RefSeq names its product GRAM domain-containing protein 2B. Bases 180 to 1265 code for a protein of 361 amino acids. Lineage: Eukaryota; Metazoa; Chordata; Actinopteri; Cypriniformes; Catostomidae. The transcript is spliced from 13 exons. The record is from RefSeq and is a predicted model, not a curated record.